Polyodon spathula (Mississippi paddlefish) is the source of this 3600-nucleotide messenger RNA. Its product is annotated as fermitin family homolog 1-like. Gene Ontology annotation, cellular component: focal adhesion. NCBI's taxonomy places the organism in Eukaryota, Metazoa, Chordata, Actinopteri, Acipenseriformes, Polyodontidae. Gene Ontology annotation, molecular function: integrin binding. The record is from RefSeq and is a predicted model, not a curated record. The transcript is spliced from 15 exons. Gene Ontology annotation, biological process: integrin-mediated signaling pathway; cell-matrix adhesion. Bases 55 to 2088 code for a protein of 677 amino acids.
GAGAGAGAGAGAGAGAGAGAGAGAGGAGUACUCCUCAGGUUUUCUGCUUACGAAAUGACUACAGCUACAGAAUAUGGAGCCACUUCUUGGGAGCUCUGUGUGCAAUUGGAGCAUCAGUAUGAAGGCGAACCAAAGAAGUUUAAUAUCAGAGUCACAGGAGACCUCCACAUUGGGGGGCUGAUGCUCAAAUUAGUCGAACAAAUCCAGAUACCUCAAGACUGGUCAGACUACGCUCUUUGGUGGGAACAGAAGAACUGCUGGCUGUUGAAAACCCACUGGACACUGGACAAAUAUGGAGUCCAGGCUGAUGCUAAUCUUCUCUACACACCUCAGCACAAAGCUCUGCGGCUGCAGCUGCCAAAUAUGAAGACUGUAAGGCUGAAGGUCAGCUUCUCCGCUAAGGUUUUCAAGGCUGUCACUGAAAUCUGCAAAACCCUAAAUAUCAGAAGGUCAGAGGAGCUGUCCCUACUAAAGCCACUGGAUGAACCACAGAAAAAGAAGAAGAAAAAAGAGAAAAGCAAUGAUCCAAUUAUUGAAGACAUUUUAAAUUUGGACAACACUGCGGUCACACCAGGAUCUGCAGCAAGCCCUGGUCUGUACAGUAAAACCAUGACACCUAUAUAUGAUCCAGUCAGCGGAACUCCAGCGUCUUCUACUAUGAUGUGGUUCAGUGACAGUCUUCUAACAGAACAGAACUGUAAUGUCCUGGCUGUCAGCCAGUCAAACUGCCCACCUGAAAAACUAGCAAAGCUUUACCAGCCACUAUCUUUAGUAGACAAAGCAGCAAUAAAUGCAGGAUGGUUAGAUUCAUCCCGCUCCCUCAUGGAACAAGGCUUUCAGGAGGAGGAUAACCUUCUGUUGCGCUUCAAGUACUUCAGUUUCUUUGACUUGAACCCAAAAUACGAUGCUGUCAGAAUAAACCAACUCUAUGAACAGGCACGGUGGGCAAUACUUUUGGAGGAAAUUGAAUGCACUGAAGAAGAAAUGUUCAUGUUUGCCUCACUGCAGUACCAUAUAAGCAAGAUAUCCAAGUCUUCUGAACCGCAAAGUUAUUCAAAUGAGCCUGACAUAGAUGAAGUAGAAGCUGCCCUAGCUAAUCUGGAAGUGACACUUGAUGGACCACAUUCAGACAGAAUUCUGGAGGACAUCACUGAUAUACCAAAGCUUUCUGAUUAUCUGAAGCUUUUCAGGCCCAAAAAGCUGACCCUGCGAGCGUAUAAAGAGUACUGGUUUGUUUUUAAAGACACCUCCAUAUCAUACUACAAGAAUAUGGAAAGUGCUCGAGCAGAACCCAUUGAACAGCUGCACCUAAGAGGUUGUGAAGUUGUACCCGAUGUUAAUGUCUCAAGCAAAAAAUUUGGAAUCAAACUCUUAAUUCCUGUAGCCGAUGGCAUGAAUGAAAUCUACCUGCGAUGUGAAAAUGAGAAUCAGUACGCCAAAUGGAUGGCAGCAUGCAUGCUGGCUUCCAAAGGGAAAACGAUGGCCUACAGCUCCUACCGAACUGAAGUCCGCAACAUUCAGUCUUUCCUGAAAAUGAAGGACCUAAACUCAGCUCAAGCACAAGCUGCUCCGAAUCUAGAAGCCAUGGAGAUGAACUCAGAAUGCUUUGUGUCUCCCAGAUUCGUGAAAAAGUACAAAAACAAACAGCUAACAGCACGUAUCCUGGAAGCACAUCAGAAUGUCUCACAAAUGUCUCUUGUGGAAGCCAAAAUGCGUUUUAUACAAGCAUGGCAGGCACUACCUGAGUUUGGCAUCAAAUACUAUAUUGUAAGGUUUCGAGGAUGCAAGAAAGAUGAGCUGUUGGGAAUUUCCUACAACAGAUUAAUAAGGAUAGAUAUGAGUACUUGUCUUCCAAUAAUAACCUGGCGGUUCUCGAACAUGAAGCAGUGGAAUGUAAACUGGGAGAUUCGUCAGGUGGCAAUUGAGUUUGAUCAGAAUGUGUCAAUCGCAUUUGCCUGCCUGAGUUGCGACUGUAAGAUCGUCCAUGAGUACAUUGGAGGAUACAUUUUCCUGUCAACCCGAUCCAAGGAUCAAAAUGAAACUUUAGAUGAAGAACUUUUCCAUAAGCUUACAGGAGGCCAGGACUAAGAAUGUGUUACUGUUAGCUUAUUCUAAAUGUAUGAGCACAGUGAAUCACUGGCCAAACUAACUCCACGUUUUCUGUAACAAAACAAACUCCAGAUGACACUGACAAAGGAUGCAUUUGGCUUGCUAAAAACAUUGUGAUAUAUGUAAUACACAUAACAGGGUCUGUUCAAAUAUUGAAAUAUUGAAAAUGUUAGUGAUUUAAAAGGAUGGCAGCAACAUACAAAUGAUUAUUUUUGGACAGAUAAAUACAUUUUGAAAGUUUCCUCGUGAAUAUAGUUUUUUUUUUCUGAUGAUUUUCCACGUUGGAAAUGAGUUUACAGAAAUUCUUCAAUUGCCAAGUCCCAAAUUACAGUAAUUAUUUUGUACCUGCAGUGUUUAGAAUCACAUUUGAGUCAUAUAUUAGCUGGAGAAAACCUUUUAUUAACAUUUACUUGGGAGUUUGCCAGAGUUUGCCAGGAGAAAGAAAAUUGACCUUAUAAGGAUCACAAUGUGUCCAGAUUAUGCGCCCUCCUGCAACAAUUCUGGAUUCACUGCGAUGUUUAGAAGAAAAAAUACUUUCUCCUAGCAAUCAUUCCCAAAAGUUGUAAAAGUAAUCCCCUAGUUCAGGGAUUUUCAACUUGGGGUACACAGAACACCUCAGAAAUGCACAAAUUAAAAUGAAAGUAAAAGAAAUAAUGAUUUUUUAAAUUAAUUCUAUAUUCUCAAAAACACUGUGUAUAAUUAUUUAAUCUUUGCUUAGCAACUCAAAGAGAACCACAGAUGAAAAUAAAUAUACAGAAUCUAUCGUGUCCACUUUUUCCACCUGUACGCAUGUGCAAUUUCGAUUGCAUGGCUUUUAUAGAGGUGAAGCAGGCAUCUGCCAAUUGUGCCUAUGGAGAGCGCUCUAUGCAGCUCAUGAUUUUUGCUCUUUUCAACCUGUCGUAUCAGUGAAGCACAGUGUUUCUGCUAUAUAUUUUUUAAAAGUAUAAAUGCUCCAGUAAACAUAAAUAGUAGGCUGAUCACAAUACUCAGACUUCGACCGGGUUUUGUUUUAUUUAUUAUCGCGGCUGCAUUUAGUAACAGCAAUAGUGGCUGGUUGAUUAUGUUGUCAUUGUUUGAAAUGGAUGCAUUUCUUACUUGCAUAGCAAAAAAGAAGGAUUAAAACACGAAGUGCAAAGCUUUGGAUAAUUAGGCUGGCUUUAAUAUAUUUAUAAUAUAUAUAUUUAAUAUAACAGAUAUUUUUGAUACUGUAAACAUUUUAAAUGGCACACGUAAUUAUGCUGAGGUGGGAAUUAAAUGGUAACGUGAUAAACAUUUACAUUGCAGACUAUUUUGUAUUAGUGUAAUGAUUUGCCAAAUAGAAAGCGCAAGUGUUUCCAAAGAUAUUCAUAAAUACUGUAUUUUAAUUCUGUGCAUCCAAAGACAUGUAAUUAAGUUUUAAUAAUUAAGCCUACUGUUUUGUAUUCUGUCUUAAAUCAGCAGUUUGACAGCACCAGACUGUUGUGAAAAAUUUAAUAUUAAAUAAAUGGGGGG